AUGGAAUUCGAGGACGUCCUGAAGACGGUGGGAGGCUACGGCCUCUUCAACAAGCUCAUCCUGAACUCGGCCCUGGUGCUGAGCACCUGGCACGCCACCAUGUGUUUCUUCGGCCACCUGCUCGUGCACGUGACCCCACCGAGUCAGUGGUGCUUCCUGAAUGACACCGACCCCACUUCCUUAGACAUGACGACGCUGGAAAGGGGCAAGUGCCAGAUGAUGACAGCUCUCGAAAACGGCGACUACACGAAUGCCUCCGUUUCCAACGGUGACAUCAUGACGUGCCCCACUGGGUGGAGAUACGACAACAACGAAUUCUUUACAACAGUCACCAUGGAGAACGAAUGGGUAUGCGGAGAAAACUGGAAGAUGUACGCCAUUCACACCACUUACUGGAUUGGCUCAAUGACUGGCUAUCUUAUCUCCGGAUUUCUGGCGGAUAGAAUCGGAAGAAGAAUGAUCAUCAUCGUGCUGAUAGUCAUCGGCAUCGUCGGCAACGUCCUGGGCACCUUCUUUUCUGGAUUCUACGCUUUCGCCGCGCUACGGUUCUUGUCCGGUGUGGGAUCGGACGCGGUCUGCACGGCUGCCUACGUCAUCGUGAUGGAGUACACGGUGUGCGAGAGGAGAACGCUCAUCUCCUUUCUCUGGGCCAUCAACUGGAGCGUGCUGGCCACGGCGCUGCCCUGGUACACCGCCUGGCUGCAGAGCUGGAGGGGCAUCAUGUUUACCACCACGGGCAUCGACGUCCUGAUGCUUCUCGUCAUGUGUUGGGUGCCGGAAUCUUCAGGGUGGCUGCUAUCCGUCGGGCGCAAGAAGGAAGCGCUCGCUCACUUCGAAAAGAUUGCUCGCUUCAAUGGCAAGGUUGUUUCACCGGACGACCUCAGUAAACAACUCGAGGGUCCUGCUAGUGAAGCCGGUUCAUCUGCUGUGAAGGUCAUCCCAACUUUCUGGGAAAGCAGUCGAGCCGUACUCAAGUUUCCUCGCAUGCGAAAAAGAGUCUUUCUCAUCUACAUCAGCUGCUUCAUCAUCAGCCUUUGCUACAACGCCAACGCCCUGAACAUAGGGCGGUUAAGCGUGAACCUGUACGCUUCCUACUCCCUGGCCAUGUCCUUCGAGCUCCCCGUGAACUUCAUCUGCAUCAUGGCCCUGGACACCAUCGGCCGCCGAUGGCCCAACUCACUCUUCAUGCUCAUGGGAGCGAUCAUCUCCUUCGUCGUGGGAUUUUUGCGGACCGAUUCGGUGCUGGGAACCAUGAUUAUGUCGGCCCUGUGCUCCAUGUCGUUCGCCGGAGGCUACAACAUCACCUACCAACUGACGUCGGAGAUCUUCCCCACCGUCAUCCGGGGAAGGGCGGUGCUGCUCCAGAGACUGGUGGCCGAUUUCGGAGGCCUCCUGGGAGCCCAGGUGGCGUCCCUGGUGGAAUACGACAAGUUCCUCCCGGCCCUCGUGAACGGAGCGCUCUCCCUCGUGGCAGCCGUCCUUCUCUUCCUGCUGCCGGACUCCAUCAACCAGCCUCUACCACAGACACUCGAAGACGGCGAAAACCUCGCCCCGAAUCAGAGCCUCUGUUUCUGCCCCCUGUUCUCGGAGAAAACGAACCACUGUGGACGUCAGAGGUCGGCAUCGAUUACGAAUUCAGCGACACCGGGCUCAUCUGUAGUAGUGGACCCUCCGGCGACCUUCACUGCUAAUACCACUACUUGA
Messenger RNA from Ixodes scapularis (black-legged tick), 1704 nucleotides. RefSeq names its product organic cation transporter protein. The coding region runs from base 1 to 1704 and encodes 567 amino acids. The transcript has 10 exons. Gene Ontology annotation, molecular function: transmembrane transporter activity. The record is from RefSeq and is a predicted model, not a curated record. Gene Ontology annotation, biological process: transmembrane transport. NCBI's taxonomy places the organism in Eukaryota, Metazoa, Arthropoda, Arachnida, Ixodida, Ixodidae.